This is a messenger RNA of Biomphalaria glabrata, 1087 nucleotides long. Its product is annotated as WAP four-disulfide core domain protein 2-like. NCBI's taxonomy places the organism in Eukaryota, Metazoa, Mollusca, Gastropoda, Planorbidae. Gene Ontology annotation, cellular component: extracellular region. Gene Ontology annotation, molecular function: serine-type endopeptidase inhibitor activity. Bases 139 to 939 code for a protein of 266 amino acids. The record is from RefSeq and is a predicted model, not a curated record. The transcript is spliced from 9 exons.
GGUCACCCACAUAUAAAGAGCCAGCGUGCGACCAAAAAAUAAAAAUAUUCUUAUAUUUAUAAGCCCUACACAACAGCCGUAUUUUAUAUAAUUAUAUUGACUUAAUAUCUAGUGUGCAGAUUAUAGAAAUAACAAAGAAUGAUGGGAACUUCUUUAUUAAUCUUGAUCUUUACAAUUAUCAGCAUAGUAUUUUCCCUUGAUGACCCCCUCUGUGUGGUGAAGAGUUGUCCUCAAAAUACAAAGUGCCGUGUUAUUCAAGACUGCACACAGAACAAGGCUUGCACACUAACAGCGGAGUGUUUAGAAAGCCCGCCAAAAUUUAGCCACGUUGGAGUCUGCAGGUUUGGUGACCCCAUUCUCGAGAUGACCAACAGCACGCUGGAUGACACGCGAUGCGGCCCUGGGCUACCUUGUCCAAGUGGGACCUACUGUAACACUGAACUGAUGGACACCUACGCCACAUGCUGCAGAUCAGAUCCAGCCCAGCCAGUGAAACCUGGAAACUGUCCCGUGGUGACGGACAGCGAUGCUGGCUUCUGCGUAGACACGUGCAGCAACGACGGGGACUGUCGACACAAUGACAAGUGCUGUCAGGCGGGCUGCAGCAAGAGGUGUCUCAUGCCACAAGUCGAGGAUCCUUGCGUCAAAAAGACUUGCAUCAUUGGAAAAUAUUGCCAACGGCCAAGCAUGCCGCGAUGUCAAGGCCCUGGCCAAUGUUGGGAAAUAGGAGAUUGUGUUCCUUGUCCUUUUAUAAGAAACUGUCAACUGAAGUGUUCUCAAGGCUUUAGCACCGACACUAGAGGCUGUCCUGUCUGCCAAUGUAAAGUUGUGACACGCAGGCCCGUCCCAGGGAACGGUCUGACAACACACUGGCAGCAUGGCGGGGAAAUUAACCCUUGGCAGAACAUGAUUUGGUGGCAAAUACUCAACAAAAAAUAAAUUUCUGUUUCUUUUGCAGAUUUCAAGCUCAUACAGAUCUUUAAAGACACAAUCAAAUUGAACACAUCGAAUAUACAUCUGUACAUAUUUAUGCUCCUUUCAACUGUUACCUUUUAUAUAUUCAAACUAAAAAAGGUCUACCACUUCA